This is a messenger RNA of Colletotrichum phormii, 2369 nucleotides long. Its product is annotated as chaperonin GroL. Gene Ontology annotation, biological process: protein refolding; mitochondrial unfolded protein response; protein import into mitochondrial intermembrane space. Lineage: Eukaryota; Fungi; Ascomycota; Sordariomycetes; Glomerellales; Glomerellaceae. Gene Ontology annotation, cellular component: mitochondrial inner membrane; mitochondrial matrix. The transcript is spliced from 3 exons. The coding region runs from base 180 to 1943 and encodes 587 amino acids. Gene Ontology annotation, molecular function: ATP-dependent protein folding chaperone; protein-folding chaperone binding; ATP binding. The record is from RefSeq and is a predicted model, not a curated record.
GCCGAAGGUCCGAGAUAAAUUUUUGGAGCCGGCCACGGGAAGCUUUUCCAAUUCUAUCACUCACUGCAACUUUUUACUUCGUCUCCUUGGAGCGACACGUGUGAUUCAAACCCGGCGACACCUUUGAUCCUUAGUUCUGUAUUUCUUCUUACCUAGAUACCCCCAUAAUAAGAUUCAAGAUGCAGCGCGCCCUUUCUUCACGCGCGAGAGCUUCUGUCCUCUCUGCUGCUCCCAGCAAGUUCCGUGCCGGUGCCGGCCUGGGACAGCAGCUUCGUUUUGCCCACAAGGAGCUCAAGUUCGGUGUCGAGGCCCGUGCCGCCCUGCUCACUGGUGCUGAUACUCUGGCCAAGGCCGUCGCGACAACACUUGGCCCCAAGGGUCGCAAUGUCCUCAUUGAGUCUAGCUAUGGCUCCCCCAAGAUCACAAAGGAUGGUGUAACUGUCGCGAAGGCAAUUACCCUCAAGGAUAAGUUCGAGAACCUCGGCGCCCGUCUCAUCCAGGACGUUGCGUCAAAGACCAACGAGACCGCCGGUGACGGCACCACCACCGCCACUGUCCUCGCCCGUUCCAUCUUCUCCGAGACCGUCAAGAACGUCGCCGCUGGCUGCAACCCCAUGGACCUGCGCCGUGGUAUCCAGGCUGCCGUCGAUGAGGUCGUUGCUUUCCUCCAGAAGAACAAGAGAGAUAUUUCCACCAGCGAGGAGGUUGCCCAGGUCGCCACUAUCUCCGCCAACGGUGACCAGGAGGUCGGCAACCUGAUUGCCAAGGCCAUGGAGAAGGUCGGCAAGGAGGGUGUCAUCACCGUCAAGGAGGGCAAGACUCUGGUCGACGAGCUCGAGGUUACCGAGGGUAUGCGCUUCGACCGCGGCUUCGUCUCCCCCUACUUCAUCACCGACGCCAAGUCCCAGAAGGUCGAGUUCGAGAAGCCCUUGAUCCUCCUCUCCGAGAAGAAGAUCUCUGCCGUCCAGGACAUCAUUCCCGCUCUUGAGGCCUCCACCCAGCUGAGACGUCCUCUCGUUAUCAUUGCCGAGGACAUUGAGGGUGAGGCUCUCGCCGUCUGCAUUCUCAACAAGCUCCGUGGCCAGCUUCAGGUCGCCGCCGUCAAGGCCCCCGGCUUCGGCGACAACCGCAAGUCCAUCCUCGGUGACUUGGCUGUCCUCACCAACGGUACCGUCUUCAGCGAGGAGCUUGACAUCAAGCUCGAGAAGGCUACCCCCGACAUGCUCGGCUCCACCGGCUCCAUCACCAUCACCAAGGAGGACACCAUCUUCCUGAACGGCGAGGGCGCCAAGGACUCUAUCUCCCAGCGCUGCGAGCAGAUCCGUGGUGUCAUGAACGACCCCACUACCUCCGAGUACGAGAAGGAGAAGCUCCAGGAGCGUCUGGCCAAGCUCUCAGGUGGUGUCGCCGUCAUCAAGGUCGGUGGCUCCUCCGAGGUUGAGGUCGGUGAGAAGAAGGACCGCUUCGUCGAUGCCCUGAACGCCACCCGCGCCGCCGUUGAGGAGGGUAUCCUGCCCGGUGGUGGUACCGCCCUUAUCAAGGCCUCUGCCCUUGCUCUUAAGGAUGUCAAGACCGCCAACUUCGACCAGCAGCUUGGUGUCACCAUCGUCAAGAACGCUAUUACCCGCCCUGCUCGUGCCAUCGUCGAGAACGCUGGCCUUGAGGGCUCCGUUAUCGUCGGCAAGCUCACCGACGAGUUCGCCAGCGAGUUCAACAAGGGCUUCGACUCCUCCAAGGGCGAGUACGUCGACAUGAUUGCCGCCGGUAUCCUUGACCCCUUCAAGGUCGUCCGCACCGGUCUGGUUGAUGCCAGCGGUGUCGCUUCCCUGCUCGGUACCACUGAGGUUGCCAUUGUCGAGGCUCCCGAAGAGAAGUCGGGAGGUCCUCCUAUGGGCGGCAUGGGUGGUAUGGGCGGAAUGGGAGGCAUGGGUGGUAUGAUGUAAAAACAUGAUCCAUGAUCAAAAUGUCUUGUAUUAAAAAAAGUCAACUGGGCGAGGGGCAUGGGCAUUGGUGUUACUAUUAAAAAGGAUGUAUAACUGCGGCCAUUUGUACUAAUCUCCCCUCUUUCCCCCUUUUACGCAGCAGUAUCCCUGAGGGGACUUGAGAGCUCUGUAUUGUACAAUAGCACUAGCAAGUUAUGUAAGAUGAAAGAAAGAAAGCAAAACGAGUUAAAGAACAACUAAACAAAGAUCGCAUGCACACAUUGACUGGACUGGAGCUGUGCACGGUGUGUUGAUGUUGGUCGGUAAUAGCUGACAGCUCAGUGACAGCUUGAAGAAUUGGGCCAGUGUGUCGGCCGCUACUUUUUAGUGGUAGAGUUCCUUGGCUUCUUCAUGCUGACAAGUGAGGUAGGCAACCGUUAAGUGCAG